Maylandia zebra (zebra mbuna) is the source of this 3297-nucleotide messenger RNA. It is a transcript of the gene ifngr1, whose product is annotated as interferon gamma receptor 1. Gene Ontology annotation, cellular component: plasma membrane. Gene Ontology annotation, molecular function: cytokine receptor activity. The record is from RefSeq and is a predicted model, not a curated record. Gene Ontology annotation, biological process: cytokine-mediated signaling pathway. NCBI's taxonomy places the organism in Eukaryota, Metazoa, Chordata, Actinopteri, Cichliformes, Cichlidae.
UCGGUUGUACGCGCUUAGACACAUGUCGGAGUAGGAGCUGUUAAUGAUGUGAGUCCGCUGAUAUCAGCAGAUUUGUGGUGAAAUAUAAAAUAUUUUUUAUAAGCUCGCAGAUGAGAAAUUACACGUGUUGUUGUGACAAGUCUGUUUCUCGAUGAGGGCAAGUUGACGUUUUAUUCGUUUUAUUCGCCUCCUGGGCUCUGAAGAGGAAGUUUAAUUUAAAUAGUCGCUAUCACAGCCUCGAGGUCGGAACGAUGUCUCUGAGCGAUGAGUUGACUGUUCUGUUCCUUCUGAUCAGCGGGGUUUCUGCUGUGAUUGUUUUACCUCCAACAAAUGUAAGAGUGAGCUGCCAAAAUGUAAAGGUCUCUGUCCGCUGGGAUUACAGAACCCAACCACAAAUCUUUAGAGGAACCCUUCAUCCAUGGAAUUGUACAUUUGAAACCACAGAUCACGAGUAUGACCUGAGCAACUGUAUCUGGAAAUCUGGGGAUGAGAGAUAUCUCAAGUUCAUGUAUGUCAGUGUAGCAGCUGUACAGGGAGGCAUCAAGUCUGAAGCUGAGAAGUCAAAUACUUUCUCCUUUAACAGUUUCGUCACAGUCGACACAAAAUGUUCUUUAGAGUUCCCUCCUGUAGAAAUAGAACUGAAGGAGAAGAUGUCCACAGUAAGUUUCCAGAAUCCCCUCAAGUUCUACAAAGAGAUGGCACAGAAGGACACGCGUGAAUACCAAAUCGACUUUACAGUUAAAAAUGAACAGGGAGAAUUUACAACGUCAUGCACAGAUGAAAAAAUCUGCCAAUGUGAUAAUGUGUCAUUCAAAGAGGGUGUGAAGAAGUGCGUCAAUGUGAGUGGAACGUUGUUUGUCGGGGUCGGUGCUCAGCAGGUGGAGUUCAAGGAGACAGAGACAUGCACGAUCUGGCCCUCUGCAGUAUCACCUCCCCAACGUUCCAAUGAGGUGAUACUCGCAGCUGUGCUGUCAGCCUUGCUUUUAUUUGUUCUCAUUGUGGUAACAGCUUGCAUCUGUAAGCUAAAGGCAUGGACAUUUAACCCCUCAGAUACUCUACCAUCAUCUCUGAAGGACAGUGCAGGGAAUCAGAGCAAGCAUCCAACCAACCCAACCAGACCACACAUUAGUCGAAUCUCUGUCGAAAGCUUAGGCAGCAGUCAGGACGACCCCGAGGAAACUGUUCUUCUCAAGGACACCGGUCAGUCUGCAGACAACAGCAGUGCUGGCUCUGACUACAACCCUAGCAACUCCUGCUACGCAGAGAGACCGCAUUUGGACAGCAGCGAUUCUGACAGAAGCGGGACGGAUGAUGACUCUGGAGAUGACUCGGUAAAGACGGAGUGUGUUUCAAUUGAAGAAAGGUCUGCUUAUGACUGCCCACAUGUGAUGAUGGACAUGGGUGGUGGAGACAUGGUUACAGGUUACACUGGGAAGUAAGUCAUGACUCAGAGGACUGAAGCUGUUUUUUUGUUUAAACUCAGGUCAUCAAAGGUUACAGUCUAAGCCCACCUUUGGAAUGUGAGUUUAUAACAAUAUGAAAUCUUCACUAUAUUUUUGCCUUUUGAACAUAUUCGGCCAGUGGUUAACACUGCACUGACAGACUUGGCUGUCUCAGGGAAGCAAGCUGGACAUCUUUGUCUUCCAGCUGUUUUCUGUCGGGUUACAGAGGCAGCUAGCUGGAUCUCUGCUGGUUUCUGCCCCUGCAUCAGAUACAAGGAUAAUAGGCAACUUUUAUAUACCGUCUUUUAAUCUCUGCUUAACAUAUAUGUCUAUAUAUAAAGUGAUCCACCACAAUAUUAAAAUCACCUGCCUAUUAUUGUUUCGGGCUCAGCAGUGCUAUGUGACAGUGUUUCCUUUCACUGUGGAGUGGAGCUUCUCUGCAUUGUGCUUUUUUCGCUACAUGCUGCAGAGAAGUGAUCAGUUUGGACGUUUUUCAGUGUAGCGAGGUGACUGACUGAUGUAGAUUAAUCCAAAGGAGGUUGUUGGAAUAUUAACUACUACUUUGAUCUAUUGAAAGCAGUUGCAGUGAAAGGUGCAAAUAUCUACUGAUUGUCAGGGGCAACCAUAUUAACUAAUCUAAACAAAUAUAAUGUAUUUGCAUCUUUUUGUAUUGUGCUCUACAACAAUUGCUUCCAUUCAUUUUCUAAAUUUGUGUUGGGGCUUAUCAAAGCAGCGUCAUAGCGUGGCUGGAGCCUAUACCAGCCGACGGUGUGUGUGAGACAUUUGGGACAGGGGCGUCCGUCCAUCUGUUCUCUUAACUUUAUAUCUAAGACAAUGGAGCCUGUCUGAGACUCACCCUGGGGGAAAGUCUAUCACCAGGCCAGUGGCUCAAAUAAAACCCAACUAUCUAUAACAGGGUAAAUAAACAUGAUUGUUUUUCUGUCUUUUUGUUGUAUUGACCCUUAAACACUCUUAAAAUGCCUUAGAGCCAUUGUAAGGGUUUUGCAUGAAUAGUCAGAGAUAAACCAGCAAUUUUCCACACCUGACAGCAGAUCUGCAGGUGUCACAACUACCUUUCAAUGUUGCUGACGGUGCCACACCUAUGCAGCCGGCAAAACCUGCUCUGUAGGCCAUGGGUUAGUGCCUUUGUUCUGCUUGCCUCAGAAGCACGCAGGUUUGUUGUUUACUUCAGGGUUGAUGUUUUGUUUUUUUCUAUGAUGUGGGAAGUGUAAAAUAUUGUUGUAUUUUUGUACAGCUUAUAUGAUCACAUUCUCUUUAAAGGUGGAAUGAUUUUUUAAGUUUUUUAUGUGCAUUGACCAAGAACAUGAAAACGUAUCAAACAUGAGUUUUUCCUCUGACUGAAACAUUUAGGCCUGCUCUCAGCACGCGGUCCUUUAUUGCAUAACAAGAAGGAAUGUAAACACAUUUUGUCCUGUGGGGAUUAGACGGCACGUUAAAACCGGCAGGAACCCGGAAAAUUGCUUCUGUCUUGUUUUGAUCAUUUUUUCAGAACUUUUAUGAUUUUAUCGCCAGCAGUGACGACUGUUUAUGGCUGGGUGUGACUUGAAGUGUUCCAAUACAAAUCAAAUGUAAGGGGAUGCAUUACAGGUGAAAAGAAGGAAAGAAUUUUCUAAUAUAACUAUUAAUCUUCCAUUGUGGAUUACUUAAAGUAAGAAUAUUUGUAAUAUCUAUUUUCUGAAAUGUAAUGAUUUUGCAUUAUCAUACAUAUUUCUUCCACGACACGAUCCUGACCAAAUACAGUGCUUUUUUCAUUUUGCUCAUAUUUUAGUGUAAAUGCUGUUGUCAACAGUUGCCAUGCUUUUUAAUAAAUUGAGUGAAGUGCUGCUGAAGUGGA